AAUCAAAAAUAAAAUCCUCACCCACCCAUCAAACUCGGAAUUAUUUUCCAUUAAUACACACAUUUGCUGGUUCACUCACUAAUCCUCAAUUUAAGGAAUUUGGAUUUAUUAGGUUGCUAAGACACCUUUCCCCGUCAAAUGGGAGUUUAUUUUUCCUGCCCAUUUGCUGAAUACAGUGAUGUGGAAAGUGGCUUGGAAUCUAUUGUUGUGAAGUCCAUCAGUUUUGGGUAUGAUGAUGCCAAAACUCUCGUAAGAUCUGUCAGUUCCAAAAGUCGAGAUUCUGAAACCACAAUACUACAAUCCUCUGGUUAUGGAAAGAUGAUGAUAGAAGCAUCUGUCAGCUUCAACAAUAGAAAGUUGGAGAAAAUGGUCUCAGUCAAGGCUCCUUCCCUAGACAAAGAAAAUCAUACGCCCCUUGCAUCAAACAGCCAACAAAGCAAACUGAUGGAUAAUCAAUCCCCAGGAUCAGAUGGUGGGCUGGUGAAGAUCCAGCCAUUGCCAAUUUUGGAUCCCGCCCACCCCCAGCACGGGGCUGCGCUAAAGUUGCAGAAAGUGUACAAAAGCUUCCGAACCAGAAGGAAGCUUGCAGAUUGUGCAGUUCUAGUUGAGCAGAGCUGGUGGAAGCUCUUAGAUUUUGCUGAACUCAAGAGAAGUUCUAUAUCAUUCUUUGAUAUUGAGAAGCAUGAAACUGCCAUCUCACGAUGGUCAAGAGCAAGAACCAGAGCUGCCAAGGUUGGAAAAGGUUUAUCAAAGAAUGAUAGAGCUCAGAAGCUUGCUUUACAACACUGGCUUGAGGCUAUUGAUCCCCGGCAUCGGUACGGACAUAAUUUACACUUUUAUUAUGUUAAAUGGCUUCAUUCUCAGAGUAAAGAGCCCUUCUUCUACUGGCUGGAUAUAGGAGAAGGGAAGGAAAUAAAUAUUGUUGAAAAAUGCCCUCGAUCAAAACUUCAACAGCAGUGUAUCAAGUACUUGGGUCCGAAGGAAAGGUUGACCUAUGAAGUUGUUGUGGAGGAUGGAAUGUUCUUAUACAAGCAAUCAAGGGAGCUCCUCCACACCACUGGAGAACCCAAUGGUGCUAAGUGGAUUUUUGUUCUAAGCACAUCUAUGUCCUUGUAUGUUGGCAAGAAGAAGAAAGGCACUUUUCAGCAUUCCAGCUUUUUGGCUGGAGGAGCUACAUCUGCUGCUGGGAGAUUAGUUAUUGAGAAUGGCAUCCUGAAGGCAGUUUGGCCUCACAGCGGUCAUUAUCAGCCUACAGAGGAAAACUUUAAGGACUUUAUCUCCUUCCUCAAAGAGAACAAGGUGGAUCUCAGAGAUGUAAAGAUGAGUCCAAUUGAUGACGAAGAUGAACUGUUUGGCAAGCAAGGAAGCAGUAUUCAUCUCAGAACCAACUCAUCCGAAGAGGACUUGACUCAAAAGUUGAGUGGCUCCGAGACUGAAGAGGCCAAUGCUGAAGACUUGACUCCAGUGAAAAUUGAUUCAAUGGAAGAAGAGACUGCUGCUGCAUUGGAACUGCCUAUGUCAAGCCGACUAAGCAGUCUCAGUAGCAAAUUGGCUAAUCUUGAAAUACCAAAAAAGCAUGAAUUGUAUGAGACAUUAGAGAGCGAAAAACAAGACGUUGUACCACAUCGUAAUAGUUUGCUACCAGAAUCUCCAGUAGAUGGUUACGAAACAUCAGAUGAAGGCUUCACUUCCGAGAUGGAUUACAUGGUUCGAGAGCAGAAAUCUUUUAACGAACAGCAUGAAGAGAGUGAAGUGGAAAUCAUUCCUGAAGAAUCAAUUCUCAAAAGGAUCAGUUCGCACAAAGGAUUGCUGUCCUAUCAACUGGGGAAGCAGUUGUCUUGCAAAUGGACAACAGGAGCUGGACCUCGCAUUGGCUGUGUAAGGGACUAUCCGUCGGAGCUCCAAUGCCAAGCUUUGGAGCAAAUGAACUUGUCCCCAAGAAGUACUGCCCGUUCUAGAUCAUGCUUUACUCCUCGAUUCAUUAGUGGUCUGACCCCAUCAAGUUCUGGUAGAGAAAUGGCAGCAAGCAUUGUGUCACCUCCACUCGAGAAAGAAAGUUUCUUAAGAAGAAUCGAUCAGCAUUCAAGAACAAAGUCCUCCCCAUUGAUUAGAGGCACAUCAGCACCUUCAAUUCCUGAUGUUUUGUGAGUUAGAGCAAAUUUUCUGAUUCAUAUAUUCUUUUGUGUCAAUAGAAAAGAUGACAUAGGAAUUCUUUCUCA
Corylus avellana is the source of this 2219-nucleotide messenger RNA. RefSeq names its product calmodulin-binding family protein. Lineage: Eukaryota; Viridiplantae; Streptophyta; Magnoliopsida; Fagales; Betulaceae. The record is from RefSeq and is a predicted model, not a curated record.